This is a messenger RNA of Antrostomus carolinensis (chuck-will's-widow), 701 nucleotides long. Its product is annotated as kallikrein-14. Lineage: Eukaryota; Metazoa; Chordata; Aves; Caprimulgiformes; Caprimulgidae. Gene Ontology annotation, molecular function: serine-type endopeptidase activity. Gene Ontology annotation, biological process: proteolysis. The record is from RefSeq and is a predicted model, not a curated record. The annotation marks the transcript as partial. The transcript has 4 exons.
UGCCGGAGGAGGACGAGUCUCGGAUCAUUGGUGGGAAACCUUGUUCCAUCAACCAACGACCCUUCCAAGUUGCCCUCAUCAAGCGAGGUCAGAUCUUGUGUGGAGGAAGCUUGAUAGAUGCCCAAUGGGUCCUGACAGCCGCCCACUGCAAGCAGCCAGUCAGGGACCUCAGGGUGUUGAUCGGGACGGACACGCUACGGGAUGGGACAGGAGAAGUGAGGACCAUCUCCACGCUCUUGGUCCACCCGUCCUACAACCCCCAGAGGAACGACAACGACUUCAUGCUCCUCAGGCUCAACAAACCCGUCCAGUUCAGCAACAACAUCAAGAAGAUCCGACUGGCCACCAGGUGUCCCAUGGACGGGAUGAAGUGCAGCGUCUCCGGUUGGGGAACCACCAAGUCUCCUGGAGCGAGUCUCCCCAAGAACUUGCAGUGUGCCGCCAUCCAGACCUUCGGGAGGGACAAGUGCUCCAGGGCCUAUGGAAACGCCAUCACCCCCAACAUGUUCUGCGCUGGUGUCCCCCAGGGUGGCAUCGAUUCCUGCCAGGGUGACUCUGGUGGCCCCCUGGUGUGUAACGGGGUCCUUCAAGGCGUGGUCUCCUGGGGCAUGGCCGUCUGCGGGCGGCGGGGACAACCCGGCGUCUACUCCAACGUCUGCCGAGCCACCCCCUGGAUCCGGAGGUAUAUCAGGAGACAGUGA